Molecule: messenger RNA, 5753 nt
Organism: Paramisgurnus dabryanus
Lineage: Eukaryota; Metazoa; Chordata; Actinopteri; Cypriniformes; Cobitidae
Source: RefSeq, a predicted model, not a curated record
UUUUGCUUUUCCGAAGACCAGCUCCGCCUUUUAUAAGAAUUGGAAACUUUUCUGAAAAAUGAAACAGAAACUUAAAAUUGCAGACGCUUCCAGAUGUUCAACAGCUUUUCGGGUGAUAAGGUGAUAACAUAAUUUACAAUGGCAAGCGAGAUGAACAAAAUACACAAGAUUUUAGAAAAUCACAAACUAGAAAAAUUCUAUAACAAAUUUCUUGAACUUGGGAUUGAGGAUGUGCAGGAUUUCAUUGAUGGUGUAACUGAUGAAGACCUGGAUAACAUGAAUUUUACCAGGGUUCAAAAGAACAGAUUUCAGAAUAUGAAAGACGAUAUUCAGAGACUUGGCACAUGUCCACUCUCAAAAGGAUUCUCAGUGACAAAAUCACUUGGGGAACAUUGCCUAUAUUAUUCAUUUCCAAAAGGUGCACGCAAAAAAAUAAUUGAUUUGGACCCAUCACAAAACACAGUGGAUGAUCUUAUUUUAAGGAUAAGCAUUUUAGAAAAUAUUAGUGAACAAAUGACUGUGUGUCUAUUCACUGCUGAUGGAAUGCCAUUGACAGAUGAUCCCUUUUUCAAUACAUGGUCACUGAAAGACAGACACAUUGAAAAUGAAAGUGAAUUGUAUGCCAUAUUUACACCAAAAGAAAACUUAAGACAGUCUCCCUGCUACAAUCUGAUCAACACCAGAAAUGAAGGCCCAAAAACUAUCAACUGUCAUGUGAUGCUUAAAGGCAUGUAUGAAAUACAGGUGGACUUGGAAAAUGACACAUUGAUUCAGCUGAGACAACGACUUUCUCUUGAAAGUGGAAUACCAUUACAUGUGCUUCACCUCAAAGACUAUGAAUGGAACAUCAGUGAACCACUGUUUAACCUUGGCAUUAAUGAGGAAACCGUGCUACAUUUCAUGUUGUCAUCAUUUCAUGAUGAUGCACCAGAUAACUCAGAAUUCUGCCAUGCUGAUAUCACACCAUCAGUGAAACAAACAGACAAAGGCCUAAGCAUUUUUUUCUCAGCCUUGUAUGCCAUUAUAAAUAAAAAUCGUGGACAAGGUUUCAAGAAAGUGAUUUCAUACAUCAGAAAAAUCAGUGGAUGCAAUGCUUUAGCCCAGAGCUUGUUUCAGACCAUUUGUCAAAAUACAACUGGUACAAAAGUCCAAAAGAUUGCCAUUGUUGAAGGACUUUACUUUCUCUUCAGAGAACUGUUACCCAGCAAUACAAAAAGAUCUGAUGGCAGGAUCAUUGAUGAUAUUGAUGUUUUUGAGUAUGCACCCGUUUGCUGGGCGUACAUAAUAUCUCAAGCAAAGAAUGAGAAUGCAACACAUGAAACCUAUGCUCCAUUUCACAUGAAGGCGCAGUCUACAAAUGAGCGCUUUUCUGAGCCUGUGCGUGUACCCGGUGUGCCUGAGGUUUUUGACAGGAUGUAUGUGCUAGAUAAAAUUAGAGAGGGGGAAAAAAUUCCUAACUGCACUGAACCGAACCUCAGAGAGACAUCAAUUAGAAGAGCCACAGAUAUUGAGAAGAUUUUGCUGAGUCUCCCGUCAUAUAUUGAAUACUUCUAUCGCUGGACUGGUCAUGAUGGUACUACAUCUGAUUCCAGCUUUAACAUCAAUCCAGAGAAAACAUUUGUCCAAAUGAAUGAAGAGUUGUUAAACUUUCCUCACUUGAUUGUAACUCCACCACUACAGCUAAAAGCUAUUGGAAUUGAAGGACCAUGCUUAGUCAUGCUCAGUCAUCAAAAACAAGGUGUAUUCAUUGUCAGAGACAAAAUGACUCCUCAAAACAUGAUUGCUUUUGAUCCUAUUACUGGAAAGAACACACACAUGAACAUGGAUGAACUGGCUAAUGUACUGAGAGAUGCCAGAGAGGACCUAACAUUCAAAGUCACUAAGCCUCCAAAGGAAGCUAUUGUGGUGCUCUUUGAUUCAAGCUCCUCCAUGGGAGAGGAAUGUUUUGACAAAGACUGCGCAAUGAAAAGAAUUGAUGCCAUCAAAGAAAUAUUUGGCAGCUUUGCAAACCGAUGCAUGGCAUAUAAUUUUGAUCAAGUAAUCUGCCUUGUAAAAUUUGACUCCAAUGUGAAAACUCUUCAUACAUUCACAGAAACAGUGGAAACCUUUAAGGAGUAUGUAAGUGGACUUCAACCAUCUGGAAGAACUUUACUGUAUGAUGCAUUAAAUCAUGGACUUCAAGAACUAAACCAAAUCAAAAAAAGAUUUCCAGAUUGCAAAGGUCGCAUCCUGUGCUUGACAGAUGGCAGUGAUGUUGGAUCCAAAUCUAAUCCAGUUCAUGUUGCAAACCAGUUGAUGACCUCAAAAACUGUUGUUGAUUCUGUGCUACUUGGUAAGGUGGAGAACAAUGUACUACAUGGGAUAAGCAAUGUUACAGGUGGUUGCUGUUUUAAGCCUGAAACAAGCAAAGCAGCCUUGCAACUCUUCGAGAUGGAAACUGUUUUGUCAAUGGAACUAAGAAAGGAAAAGAAACACUUUGAUAUAUCAUCAAUAACAAAACUGGAGGACCUUGUAACUAUUAUCAAUACCUCUGGAUAUGAUGUCAAACCAGAGGUGAAACUACCCCCACAGAUUAACAACAAAGUGACAGUUACACAGAAUGUCUUGAAAAAGAAAAUUAUGGAAUCCAAGAAUGGGCGCUUUUUGGAGAAGGACAAAAGAAUUUUGGAGGAGCUUAAGAAUCUUCACUUGGACCCCCAUCCUUUCUGUACAGUGCUGCCUUCGGAAACAGAUUUUACCUUUUGGAAGAUUCUGAUGGAAGGGCCUCCAGAUACCCCAUAUGAAAAUGGAACUUUUGAGCUGUAUUGUUCAUUUUGUUCUGAGUACCCUGUGAAACCACCACUAAUGAGGUUCUUGACCCCUGUUUACCAUUGUAAUGUGAACAGUGAGGGAAGAAUCUGUCACAACAUAUUUGACAGAAAUUACUCUGCCCACAUUACCAUGAGAGAGAUCCUGGAUGCCAUAUUUGGGCUCCUGAUUGCCCCUGAACCAGAGGAUCCUCUAGACAGCAUUUUGGCAGAAGAAUUUCAUUCCAGCAAACAAAAAUAUGAGGAAGAAGCCAGGAAAAGCACAGAAAAGCAUGCAAAUUCCUCUGUGGAUGAGUUGGAAAAGAAAUAUGUGGGUCCAGAAUUAUCCAGCACUGUCAUACCUCCUAAUUUAAGUUGUCCUCUGACAAAAAAACUGCUUAUCGAUCCAGUGAAAACAAAUGAAGGAAUGGUGUAUGAACGACGUGCUAUUGAAAAACAUCUCAAGAUAUAUAGGAGAGUUGAUCCAAUAAACAAAAAGCUUUUGCGAAGAACAGACUUAAGGCCAGACCAAAAUAUGAAAAAAGCUGUUAAGGAAUAUCGUGGACUACAGAUUCGGGAAACAACUGUUUAAGGCAUGUUUAAGGCAGUUUAUGCUUUGCAUUUAUAUUUGGCAACUUAUUAUUAUAACGUGCCAGUUCUUGUAAUAAGUGCUUGUUUAAUCAUUUCAAAACCCUCUGUUCUCCCAUGUUUUAUGAAAUUGUUUUCACUGUGUCAUGGAUAAAACAUAUUAUUUACUUUAAAUAGCAAAUCAGUAAUCCAAAAUGUUCUGAGUUGUGAUUAAAUCUGUUCAUAAAUUAGAUGUGAAAAAGUUGUAAAAAUACAUAUGUUUAGUAUCAGAAAUAACAAUAAUAAUAGUAAAACUACAUGUAGACAUUAAUGGAGAGCAAUUUUGCCUUUGUUGUAUUUGUAAAAAUUUACCAAAAAUAUGUUUUUCUUAUUUUAUCUUUUCUCUCUUAUAGAAUUGGGCCAUUUAAAAAAAAGCUUCCUUUUUAUACAUCUUCCUUUUCAAUGUUUGUUAACAUUUUGACUAUCAAAUUUAAAAUUUACAUCUCCAUCUCUGUUUUUUAAAUCUUAGUUGGAGCAUCUUUUACAACAUUAUCUUUCUAUAUUUAAUUCAAUUUUAUUCAUAUAGCACAGUUGUUCCAAAGCAGCUUUACAUAGAAAAUACAGAAAAUCAAGAAACAACAAAAUAUAUUCAGCAAUAUCGUUUAAGUAGGAGCAUGAUAGCUCUAUUUCAUCACAGCUGUGAUUAGGUCAGAGGCAUGAGGCCGCAGGUUUGAAAAAAGAAAACUAGAAAACAACAACGGAAUUAUUUUAAAAGCCUCUUUGUUUGGGAACUACUUUGUUCAGCCAUGGCUUUGAAGGCAAGAAUGACAGAUAACUCUUUCGGCUGUUUGUUUUGAAUGUAAUAAUUACUCAAACGACGGAAUAGCCAUUUCUUAAUAUUACCGUUUUAGGGUCACAUAGUGUAGUUUUAAGAUUAGUUUAGGCUAGAAUAUAUACAUGUAUAAUAUUUCAAUCUGCAGUUGAUUAGUAAAGAUAAUGCCUAUUUGAACAUUUGCUUAGAAAGAUUCAGACGUGAGAUCCAGACGCGGACAGCGGGCGUAACUGUUCACCUGCCCCGCUGACCACAGCCUGAUCCCGGACACUUAUAAUUUUCUACUGGCUUUGAUGUAUCCGUGUUUGAUGGUCAAAAUGGUUUUUUUUUGGUUGAUCAAACCGGCAGCAUUUGUUAUCUAUUGUUUCUUUUAUUCAUAUUUUGUCUUUUUUGUUGUUGUUUUGAUGGAGGUAAAAGUUAAUAAAACUAUAUACUAUUGAUUUUCCAUUUAAUCUUAACAUGGUACGAGUGCUCUCUUUUUACUGGACUUUGUUCUUGUCAGUAUUAGAUAAAAGUGUAUUAAGUGUUUUAUAUUGUAACCAGUUUUUUAUAAGUCCUUGCUUUAUAAGAUGUUUCUGCGUGCUGCUUAUAAAUAUCAGUGGUGAUAUCUCACUCGCAAACAUACGCCCCAGGUAAAGACAUUUUUUUGUUUACAUAGCUUUAUUCGCCAAGUGUAUUUUAUACGUCCACAUGAUGUGACAUUGUGCUACUCCCUCGAAAGUUUACAUCAAAGAGCUCUUAUCUUCGAAGGGAUUAGGGCAUGGGGAUAAUCACUUUCGAUUGGGAUUCAUAGAGCUAGGGAACGACACACAAACAGUGUUUAAAAACAGCGGUCGGGUUUUUACUUGUUGGCGUGAGCUAAAAGACGGAACUGGAUGGGAUGCUGAUCUGGUGAUCUUGUUGAUGGACUAGUAAGUAAAUCUCUCAUUUGUAAACUUGUUUGCGGUCUAUGUUGUAUGUUGUUGCGCUUGCUUGUAGUAUGUCAUGCGAUUAUCAUGACAACAGAUGUCAAUAUCUCACAUAAUUAUCAGGACAUAAAUAAGCCUAGAGGUUGUAAAUAGUGUAAACAUGCACAAUUUGCAAACUAUUAUGAUAAAUAGCAAUAAUCAUGUAUAGUGACAUUAUAGCGAACAAUGUUAUGAAAUAAUGCAACGUACACAGUUAACUUUGUCAUGGCUUUUUGUAAUGUUUACUUGUGAUUUAGCUGCAAUCAUGUAAAAACGUUAUAAGCUAGCAAACGCGGUACUUUAUUAUCAUAUGCACUCUAGACUUGGAAUAAACUUCUUAUUAUCCUAUUACCAUCAUCUGUAGUUUAGUAGACUUUGCAGUAGCCUAAUAUUUGUAUGAAAUUGUGAAACAUUACCUUGUCAUUAUCUUCGGAGUACUAGAGUGGGAAAUUACGACGGUUGCAAGUAUUCUCCAGCGACUCUAGGGGUCGCUGUUUGACAAAAACGCCGAAAAUGCAUAGAGCGGCUUUAAUGUUUUGAUAUUAGUAAAAUAUCACACGGCUGGGAAGGGCUCUUAGCCAAUCAGAUCUGAGAACCAGAAAGAACUGUUGUAUAAUUGAU